Molecule: messenger RNA, 2240 nt
Organism: Mangifera indica (mango)
Lineage: Eukaryota; Viridiplantae; Streptophyta; Magnoliopsida; Sapindales; Anacardiaceae
Product: E3 ubiquitin-protein ligase arkadia-like
Exons: 5
Coding region: 343-1884 (513 amino acids)
Source: RefSeq, a predicted model, not a curated record
CCAUAAUUUCAAAAACAAGAAAAACAGAAUCAGAUAAACCACCACCAUCGCUUAACCAAAAGCCUAUACUUGUCAUUUACAGAUACUUCCCUUUAUCACACUCUCUCUCUCUCUCUUUCACUUCCCUUGACCUUGCUUCAAACCCUAACUCUCAUUACUUUUUUUUGAUAAUUAGUUUAAAAUAUUCACUAGAAAACAAAAUAAUACCUGUAUUCAGAAAACGUUUUCUUGGUUUUUGUUUGUUCAGUUUUAUCAAGAAUGGGUGCACCAAACGGAGACCUAGAUCACCUAAGUGGCUGCCGCGGAGGUGAUGGAGUCUGACCUAACGUUGUCAGAUGCAUUAUGGGGAAGGCCGAGGAUGAACAAGGUCUUGGCGUUAGUGUCGUGAAUGAGAAUGUACAGCAUAAUGUGCAGUCGAGGUCUGUGUGUAAAGGAUGUUGUUGGAUUUCUAGGCGCAUUCGCUUCAAAUGUUUCUUUAUGCUUUUGUUGUCACUUGCUGUCUUUCUCUCCGCUUUGUUUUGGUUGCCUCCGUUUCUCCAGUUUGCAGAUCAGAAGGAUCUGGAUCUUGAUUCCAAGUUUAAAGAUCAUGACAUUGUUGCAAGUUUUAAUCUUGAGAAGCCAGUUUCUUUGCUGGAAGACAAUAUUGUACAGCUUGAGUUAGACAUUUAUAAUGAGAUUAGCUUUCCAACCAUCAAAGUGGUUAUUUUAUCUCUAGAACCUGUAGCUGGAUUGAACAAAACGAAGGUGGUGUUUGCGGUGGAUCCAGAUGCAAAAAGUUCAAAAAUAUCUUUAUAUUCUCAAAGCUUGAUUAAGUCAUCAUUUGUAUCUUUUGUUAUAGACCAAUCAUUCCUUCGCCUGACUACAUCCUUGUUUGGGGACCCGUUCACUUUUGAGGUUUUGAAAUUUCCUGGAGGAAUUACUGUGAUUCCUCUACAAAGUGCGUUUCCUCUGCAGAAAGUGCAAAUCCUUUUCAGAUUUACCCUGAACUUCUCUAUUUAUCAAAUACAAGUAAAUUUCAAUGAACUGACGAGCCAAUUGAAGUCUGGAUUACAUUUGGCAGCUUAUGAGAACUUGUACAUAAGCUUGUUCAAUUCCAAAGGUUCAACAGUGGCUCCCCCCACAAUUGUUCAGUCUUCUGUUCUCUUGGCAGUUGGAAGCACUCCCUCAACCCCAAGGUUGAAGCAGCUGGCUCAGACAAUCACUGGUUCACACUCCAAAAACCUUGGCCUAAAUAACACUGUAUUUGGUAGGGUUAAACAAGUUCGACUUUCAUCUAUCUUGCAACACUCUCUUAAUGGUGGCAAUGGCAGUGGCCCAUCAUUGUCACCUUCUCCAGCUCCCUUACCUCAUUCCCACCAUCACCACCAUCACCACCACCAUCAUCACCGUCACCGUCACCGCAAUGACCAUCUAGCUCCUGCAAGUUCUCCAACACCUGCAACUCAGACAGCUGCACCUCUGCCAGUGCAUGGUUCACCUGCCCCAAGGAAGAAUUCACCUGCACCUCGGAAAAGUCAUGAGGCACAGCCUCCUGGUUGCCAUAGUGUGAAUAACGGGGGAUCUAGGAAAAAGGGAAGGACACAGUCCCAUUUGGCCCCUACCAUUCCUCCCUCUAUUUCUCCUCGCCGUUCUGCUACCUCACCGCAAGCACUUAUAGCUCCACCAACACCUAUGCCUGCAGCUUUCUCCCAUUCACAUUCUGCAUCAAGUCCUUUACCAAAUGUAGUUUUUGCUCAUGUGAGGCCUCCAUCCAAGAGUGGUUCAGAUGUGGGGCAUCAUGACACAACGCUGCCAGUUUCACAAUCUCCUUUUUCAUCUUCAGAAGGUCAUACAACUAUUCGAUUGGCGUUUUCACUCUUGUUAGCUGUUGUAUUACAUUUUUAACAAUGAAGAUGCAAUAACCUACUGUCUAGAUAAAAUUGCUUCUCUGAUAUUCGAGGGAACCAAUUGUCUUUUUCAAAUUUAAAUGGACCGGAUAAAUUGGAGGAGCUUUGUAAGUGAGAGCAGCAUAAAGGGCGUGCCUCACAUUUGAGUGGAUAUAUGUUUUUGUGCCUGUAAAUAUUUGCAUAAAAGAAAUAUACAAGCUGGCAGAUGCAUUAUCAGGUCAAAGUCACAGAGGUGACAGGCCCUUGCUUAUGUACCGCUGUUUUGUGCAUUCUCUUCUGCAGAAAUGUAAGGGGGUAAAAGUUACAAAUGUAUCACAUUACCUGUUUAUUUCUUAUCGUUAAAAGCCAUUCAAG